Molecule: messenger RNA, 1592 nt
Organism: Caenorhabditis angaria
Lineage: Eukaryota; Metazoa; Nematoda; Chromadorea; Rhabditida; Rhabditidae
Source: the annotation of a GenBank genome assembly
AUGCAUUCAUAUAUUGGAACAUUGCUCAUAUUAUUGAUAACUGUUGGCGCAGUUUUGCCAGCUUUUCCGAUUUUGGGAAUUUUGGAAUCGCAAUUCCCAGAGAUUCCUGAUGUAUUUACGAUUGAUACGAUUGGAGCAUUUUUUGGAAAGGUUGGGAUUUUUGGGGGAAUUUGAGAUAAAUGAACUUUGAACAGAAAAUAAUUCUGGAAAAUCAAUUGAAUUUUCACUGAAAAGAACAUCUGGAAUUUAUGAAGCGUAUUCAAUUUUACAGCAAAAAAUGUUAUCGAAAGAAACUCUUUGAGAGUCGAUAUAAUUUUUAUUUGAAACCACACCUGACGAGAGAGUGUCCCAAAUUUUUUGUGCAGUGUGAAAAUUUUUUUCAAAACAAAUGUGCAGCGUGAAAUUUUCAAGUUUUUCGAAAAAAAAAAGUCCGCGGGCAGGAGGAUUCGAACCCUGGUCUCAUGCUCGCCAGUCUAAAAUGCUAACCUCUCUGCCACAUCUCUUUUUUCUCCCGAGGGGAAAAUGUUGGUGGAAAGGAAACUGUUUUCAAACGAAUGCGUUGCAACGUUGCUCAAAAUUUGAAGUUAGGAUAACUAAGCUUAGGCUUAACGGAUAGAGUUGAUUUUUUUCCAAUAGAUUGCUAAGGUCAUAUGCAGUGUGGAACACCAUGAGUGCAGUGUGGAAAUGCCCUAUUUCGCUGUUAUUUUGGAGUGUCCAUUUCAAUGGUAAAUAUGGACAUUACAAAGAAUCGAACGGCAUUUUUUUCCGAGCACAUAUCAAGGGUUGGUAUAUUCAGAAAGUUGGUGUAUUUUUAAGCGUAGUUUUCGAAUUUACCCAUGUGCAGUGUGGAAUUUGAAGUUUUUCCAUAGAAAGUCAAUUUUUUUGAAAUUUCAGUGACACUAUGGUUUGCUAAGCAGUCACGUAAAUUCCACACUGCACAUUGUGUUACUACACUAAAACGAAGUCUGCUGAGUUGAUUUUCACCGAGAAACUUCGAAAAAUUAGCAAGCUGAAGUUGUUUUUGAAGUUGAGCAAAAAUAAAAAAAAAGUUUAGUUCGAAUGAAAAUUCGAACCUUCUGAACACUAGCAAAAUGGCCUACCACUGAACUAAAUGUGCAUUCAUUUCCCCAAGUUAAAUGUUGAUGAAAAGGAAACAAAGUUUUUUUUUUCGAAAAAAAUGCAGUGUGACUUUUGAAAAAAAUGUACAGUGUCCAUUUUGGACACGUCUCGUCAGGUGUGUUUGAAACAGUAAAUGUUUGGGAAAAACUAUUUGAAUCAAACUGACAUCCGCAAUUUUUAGUUGAAAAUGAUAUUAUAUUGAAACAGCACAUUUUUUUCACAGAAAUUGUUAUUGAAAAAUAUUUCCAGCAUCGAUUUUUCGAAAAGAAAUUCUUAUUUUUCUGAAAUUUUUAUUUGAAAUAUCUGAAAAAAGUUUUUAAAAAUCUAUAUUUUUAAAGUUGUUAUAAAACAGUGAAUUUUUGCAGGCCAUCUCACUUUUCGCUCUCGGCAUCAUCUCAAUGUGUUUAUAUGCGGAUUUAGUUUGCCCGUGGUUUAUGCGAGGAUGUGUUGAGAUUUUCAAACGAAUCAAAUAA